AUGUCAGAAACUUCAAGCAAAAAACCUCAUAAAAGAUUUAUUGGGAAAGCUGCCGCAACAAAAAAAAGACAAGAAAAUGAUCAAAUAGAUAACAUUGAAGAAACUGAUUCCUCUAAAUCAAAACAAUUGAAUCGAGCUGCAAAACAAAUUCCUUCAGAAAUUUUGGAUGAUUCAUUAUUAAACAAAGCCAUUAAGCAGUUACCUGAUAAUUAUAAUUUCGAAAUUCAUAAAACUAUUUGGAAUAUUCAAAAAUCAAAAUUUCCAGAAGGAUUAUUAAUGUUUGCUUGUACAAUUGCUGAUAUAAUUGAAAGCUUUUGUAAUGUAGAAACUUUGAUUAUGGGUGAUGUUACAUAUGGUGCAUGCUGUGUAGAUGAUUUUACAGCAAAUGCUUUAGGUUGUGAUUAUAUGGUACAUUAUGGACAUAGCUGUCUAGUACCAGUAAAUGUUACUACCAUAAAAACAAUGUAUGUAUUUGUAGAUAUUGGAAUAGAUGUUGAACAUUUUGUAGAAACUGUAAAACUAAAUUUUGAACAAAAUAAGAAAUUAGCUAUUGUUGGAACAAUUCAAUUUACUGCAAAAAUUUUACUAGAGAAAAAUUAUAUUUUGACGGUGCCACAAAUUAAACCUUUAUCUCCAGGCGAGAUUUUAGGGUGUACUUCACCAAUAAUAGGUGAAAAGGAUGCAUUAAUAUAUCUUGGUGAUGGACGAUUUCAUUUAGAAUCUAUUAUGAUAGCCAAUCCAAAUGUACCUGCAUUUCGUUAUGAUCCAUACUCCAAAAAGUUUACAAGAGAAAGAUAUGAUCACAAAGAAAUGCUUAUGUUACGAAAGCAUGCAAUUGAAAUUUCUAAAAAGGCAAAAAAAUAUGGAUUGAUUUUAGGAACUUUGGGAAGACAAGGAAGUUCAAAAGUUUUGGAGCAUUUAGAAGAAAAAAUCAAAUCAAAUAAACUAGAUUAUGUUUGUGUUUUACUCUCAGAGAUAUUUCCUGAUAAAUUAGCACAAUUCCAAGAUAUAGAUGCGUGGAUUCAAAUUGCCUGCCCAAGAUUAUCAAUUGAUUGGGGAUAUGCAUUUUCCAAACCAUUGCUAUCACCAUAUGAAGCAUCAGUAGUAUUAAAUUCAAUUAAUUGGCAAGAAAAUUAUCCUAUGGAUUUUUAUUCUGAUAAUAGCAUGGGACCUUGGACACCUAGGUUUACAAAACCAAAAAAUAUCAAACAACUUGAUCAAAAUUAA
Messenger RNA from Entrophospora candida, 1227 nucleotides. Lineage: Eukaryota; Fungi; Glomeromycota; Glomeromycetes; Entrophosporales; Entrophosporaceae. The record is from the annotation of a GenBank genome assembly.